Molecule: messenger RNA, 1152 nt
Organism: Homarus americanus (American lobster)
Lineage: Eukaryota; Metazoa; Arthropoda; Malacostraca; Decapoda; Nephropidae
Product: flocculation protein FLO11-like
Exons: 4
Coding region: 1-1152 (383 amino acids)
Source: RefSeq, a predicted model, not a curated record
AUGCCACCACCACCAGCAAAACACACAAGCCUCACUACACCAACAACCAGUGCCGCCACCGCCAGCAACCAACAAAACGACACUGGCGCCACUGCUGCACUAACAACCAGUGCCACCACACCAACAGCCAGCAAACAACCCCUUAGCGCCACUGCCACUAACAGCAAUGCCACCGCACCAGCCACAAAACCAAGACAGCACCUUCCGGCGCCAAUGCCACACCCCACCACCACCGCCAGCCAGCCAGCCUCACUGCCACCGCAGGCCAAUACACUGCCAACCAACCAGCAACAAGGACGCUCACGCCAGCCAGCAAUAAUGGCACACCAAUGCCACCGAGCAGCAACCAGCAGCAACCGGCAUCACUGCCACCGCAACCAGCAACCAACAGCAAGCAGCAAUAACCUCCACCGCCGCCAGCAACCAACCAGCACAACCAACCAGCAAGCAACCAGCCUCCCACUGCCACCAGCACGCCACCAGCCAUCACCCACCGCCAGCAACAGCAAUAGCGCGCUACCAGCACCACCACCACCAGCAACCAGCAACAACCAGCAAGCAAUAAUGCACCACCAGCACUACCGCCACCAACCAGCAACCAGCAACCAACCAACCUCCCGCCACCAGCAACAGCCAACCAACAUCACGCCACCACCAAACAAGCACAGCAACAAACAACGCUCCUGCACCGCCAGCAAGCAACAACAGCAAGCAACCACCACCACCACCAGCAACCAACAGCACUCCCUUCCCGCCAGCAAGCAACUCACCGCCACCAGCAACAGCAACCAAGCAACAGCGCUCACCACCGCCAGCAACCAGCAACAGACGCUCCACUCCGCCACCACCAGCAGCAACCAGCACUCACUGCACCAGCCAGCAACCAACCUCACCACCGCCACCAACCAACCAGCAACUCGCCAGCCAGCAAUAGCAACGCCUGCCACAACCAGCAACCAGCAAGCGCCUGCCACCAGCAAGCAACAGCAACCUCCACUGCCACCGCCGCCAGCAGCAACCAGCGCCACCUGCACCACCAGCAACGACAACCAGCAAGCAACCAACAUCAGUACCCACCAGCAGCAAGCAACCAACCAGCACUCACUGCCACCUGCACCAACAGCAACCGCUCUACACCUGCACCAGCAAUAA